Molecule: messenger RNA, 651 nt
Organism: Phaedon cochleariae (mustard beetle)
Lineage: Eukaryota; Metazoa; Arthropoda; Insecta; Coleoptera; Chrysomelidae
Source: the annotation of a GenBank genome assembly
AUGCACCGUUUCGAACAGGGUGGUAGCUUGAGUGUGCAACAAGACGAUAUCAAAGUUUUGGGAACGCAUCAGCUGUCUGAAAUAGGGGAAAACGAUACUGCUCCAUUACCUCCUCCAGAAAUCGGUGACACAAUCGACGGUUCGAAAACCUGGCACAUGCGACUAACGUUUGACAAGCUGCCGGGCGGUUGCAACCUGCACCGUUGCAAGCUGUGCGGCAAAAUAGUGACGCACAUCCGUAACCACUAUCACGUGCACUUCCCGGGCCGAUUCGAGUGUCCCCUCUGCCGAGCCACGUACACUCGCAGCGACAACCUGCGCACCCAUUGCAAAUUUAAGCACCCGCGCUACAAUCCCGACACCAGGAAGUUCGAUCUCCACCAGCCCAAGUUCGAACAGCUCCCGUCGCCCAACUCCGCUUCUGCCCUAGCGGACGUGAAAUGCUACAAGGUGUCCCAACUGUUCCAGCGAGUGGGCUCGAUGGACGAACGACGCAGGUGCGUGCUGUGCGGCAAAAUAGUGAGCAACACGCGCAACCACUACUACGUCCACUUUCCCGGACAGUACUCCUGCACCCACUGCCCUGCCGUGUACACGCGCAGCGACACGCUGCUGCUGCACAUGCGCACCAAGCAUCCCUCGGUUGCUUAG